AACGACCAGUUGACGUCGAUUCGAGCGCGGAGGCACAUCAACUCAUAUCACAAGGGAACGAACGUUAGAGGUCGCUCAGGAUUAACUUAUUUUAGGUUUUAAAACUUCGUUAGUCAUACAAGAUGGGAAUGGACUACCUGCUGAAGAAAUGGAAGAUCUGGUACGCCUCACUUGAUGUCAACCACGAUGGUAAGAUCUCAUUUGAGGACGUGGAAGAGUCUAGGAACAAGUUUACCAAUCUUCACGAGCUUGUAGGCGAUAAGGCAAAAGGGGUGAAGGUCGACUUUGAAAAAUGGUGGAAUACGUAUAUUUUCCGGACCGGAGCGGGAAAGGAAAUUUCGGAAAGUGAAUUUGUAAAUAGUUUAAGCGAGGCGUAUAAAAAGGAUAAGGCAGGCUUCAAGGCACAGAUGCAGAAGUGUUUCGAUGAAAUCUUUGACGUUAUCGACACGAACAAGGAUCGAUCUAUCGAACUGAACGAGUUUAUCUAUGCCUUCAAAGCUUUUGGUCACGAGAACGAGGAAGUAAUUAAGAAGGCCUUUUCUCUGUAUAACGCCCCCAAUGGCCUGGUGCCUCUCAGGGAUAUUGUCAGCGAGUGGGUCAAAUUCGUCACGGAAGAAGACGAAAGCGUCAAAGACAUCAUUAUGGAGGCAUUCAGUGCAGGACUCUGAGCAACUCAGUCACGUAACAUUUUUACAAAUAAUCCCUCACUGUUUAAAACAGACGGUUGACCAAAGAGAAUCCCUUUUUCAUAUUUGAUGUGAAAACAAAGGGGGAAAACCCUUGAUCUAUGUCGGGUAAAUUAUCUCCCCUUUACAAUUAUUGGCACUUUUACAGAGCCCUUGUGACAGUGUAAUGGUAGAUCGUCCGGACCGGAUACGACGUCACAUUUUUUGUAAUACCUUUAGUGAAUUAUUAAAGAAACCUCUUCACCAAUAA
Saccostrea echinata is the source of this 936-nucleotide messenger RNA. RefSeq names its product sarcoplasmic calcium-binding protein-like. Lineage: Eukaryota; Metazoa; Mollusca; Bivalvia; Ostreida; Ostreidae. The transcript has 2 exons. Gene Ontology annotation, molecular function: calcium ion binding. Bases 123 to 668 code for a protein of 181 amino acids. The record is from RefSeq and is a predicted model, not a curated record.